Impatiens glandulifera is the source of this 2461-nucleotide messenger RNA. RefSeq names its product NADP-specific glutamate dehydrogenase. Gene Ontology annotation, molecular function: L-glutamate dehydrogenase (NADP+) activity. The transcript is spliced from 16 exons. Gene Ontology annotation, cellular component: cytosol. Bases 16 to 2043 code for a protein of 675 amino acids. NCBI's taxonomy places the organism in Eukaryota, Viridiplantae, Streptophyta, Magnoliopsida, Ericales, Balsaminaceae. The record is from RefSeq and is a predicted model, not a curated record.
AAGAGAGAGAAAGUAAUGAAAGUGGAAAAUCAUGUCAAUGGAAAUUCUCUCAAGAGACCAUCUUUGUCUAAUGGGGUUUCUUCGUUCAUCUCUAAAUCUUCACUCAAAUUGAAAACUACCAUUGAAGGACGAAUCAGCUCAAUCAGUAGCAGCUUGAAGACGAGAGGGAUGAAUUCCACGAUGGAUAGUAUGAACUUAAUUCAACAAGCUCAAAGACAUCAUCUGGUUGUCAGGGAACUCGGAGAAGAAAUCGACCUAGAAAUUGGUCCAGGAGAUGAUGACCCAACAUUUGGUAGUACUCCUUUAAUAGGAGAUCCACCAGUUCGUGAUUCUUCUGCUAGUGAACAUGAUAAUAGCAAACAGACCUUAAUUGUUUCUCAGCUCUCCAAUGAAGAUCAAGAAUUAUCAAAGAUGGCUCAUCCUAUUAAGAGAAAGAAGAAAGUGGUUAAAAGAUGGAGAGAAGAAUGGGCUGAUACUUAUAAAUGGGCAUAUGUUGAUGUGAAGGAAGGUACGGCUAGGAUAUUCUGUUCUAUUUGCAGAGAAUAUGGUAGGAAGCACAGGAGAAAUCCUUAUGGGAAUGAAGGUAGUAGGAAUAUGCAGAUGAGUGCAUUAGAAGAACAUAAUAAUAGUUUGUUACAUAAAGAGGCUCUUCGAUUGCAAAUGGCUUCCAAAGACAAGAUUGUAGUUGACAAACCUAUUUAUGUUAAAGCUCUUAUGUCGAAAACGGCUGGGUCAAUUGUUGAAGCAUUAUUGAGGAGAGAUCCUCAUGAAGCUGAGUUUAUACAAUCUGUACAGGAAGUGGUUCAUGCUUUGGAAAGAGUAAUUGCAAAGAAUUCUAUUUAUGUCAACAUGAUGGAGAGAUUGUUAGAACCUGAGAGAAUGAUUGUUUUCCGAGUCCCUUGGGUUGAUGAUCGCGGUGAGACACAUGUGAACAGAGGUUUCCGUGUUCAAUUCAACCAGUCAUUAGGCCCUUGUAGGGGAGGACUUCGGUUUCAUCCAUCAAUGAACUUGAGCAUUGCAAAAUUCUUGGGUUUCCAACAGACAUUAAAGAGUGCAUUAUCUUCAUAUCGACUAGGAGGCGCUUCAGGUGGGAGUGAUUUUGAUCCAAAAGGGAAAAGUGAUAAUGAGAUCAUGCGUUUCUGUCAGAGUUUUAUGGAUGAGCUACAUCGCUACUUUGGCCCUGAUAAGGAUCUUCCUUCUGAGGACAUGGGUGUUGGUUCUCAUGAAAUGGGUUAUAUGUUUGGGCAGUAUCGCCGUCUAGUCAGUCAUGUGCAGGGAAGUUCUCCUGGGCCAAGGAUAAUUUGGUCAGGUGCAAGCCUUCGGACUGAAGCUACUGGCUAUGGGCUUGUUUUCUUUGCACAGCUUAUUCUUGUUGAUAUGAAUAAGGAACUCAAAGGACUAAGAUGUGCUGUUAGUGGUUCUGGAAAAAUUGCUUUGCAUGUCUUAGAAAAGCUUCUUGCCUUUGGUGCUAUCCCCAUUACAGUAUCAGAUUCGAAAGGGUACCUUGUGGAUGAGGAUGGUUUUGAUUUCACCAAAGUGACAUUAUUAAGAGAUAUUAAAGCUCAACAAAGAAGUUUGAGAGAUUAUUCAAAGACUUAUGCUCGUUCUAAAUAUUAUGAUGAAGCAAAACCUUGGAAUGAAAGGUGUGAUGUUGCAUUUCCUUGUGCUUCACAAAAUGAAAUUGAUCAGUCUGAUGCCAUUAGUCUGGUUAAUUCCGGGUGUCGUUUACUGGUAGAAGGUUCAAACAUGCCCUGUACUCCUGAAGGAGUUGAUGUUCUGAGAAAAGCUAAUAUUCUUACUGCCCCUGCUAUUGCGGCUGGCUGUGGAGGGGUUGCUGCUGGAGAACUUGAACUAAUUAAUUGGUCCCCUGAGGAAUUUGAAUCUAAAUUACAGGAAGCAAUGAAACAGACCUACCAAAGAGCAAUAAAGGCUGCAACUGACUUCGGUUAUCAGAAAGAAAGUCCCGAGGCGUUGGUGCAUGGAGCAGCCAUAUCCGCCUUUAUGGCUAUUGCUGGAAGCAUGUCAGAACAAGGAUGUGUAUAACAUUCAUAUUUGUAUUUGCAAACUGUAUGAUGCAUUUGGAGGUGGAAAGAGAAAAAAAAAGACGAUAUAUCAUCACAGUGUGACGACGAUUGUAUAAAUUGAAAAAAAAAGGAAAAAAAAAGCUAUUCAGUCUCCUGGAUUGUUGGCAGGAAUUCUUUGUUAAACUUAACAACAAGGAAUUGUGAAAUGGGUUGACUUGUACUAUUUCUAGGAUAUGUUUGUCUUUUGGUCUAUCUUUUUAUGUUUUAGGAGAAGAAGAAAUGUUGAUAUAUAUAUAUUUAUUAUGUAUCAGUAUGUAUGUAUGUUAUUGAUAAAGAGAUAUUGAUGGACUGAUGUUGGAAAUAUAAAUAGAAAAAUGUAAGAUUUUAUCAUUUUUUGUUUGUUUGUUUUGAAAUCAGAGUUUAUUCUCUGGCAUCAC